Messenger RNA from Schistosoma curassoni, 3563 nucleotides. The record is from the annotation of a GenBank genome assembly. NCBI's taxonomy places the organism in Eukaryota, Metazoa, Platyhelminthes, Trematoda, Strigeidida, Schistosomatidae.
UAUUUGAUAAGCCAAAUGAUAUAUGAGAUAACCUAUAUGAUAAAAUAAUCUUAAAAAAGCUUUUCUUUGUAAAGUAAGUCAUUUUGGGAAUUCUAUUCAACAUUGAUCUAUAUUAUAGAAACUGAGUUAUGAUUUAUAAGUUAUUAAUGGAUAGUCAUUAGCAAUAGAAACAUCCAACUGACGAGUCCCAAAUAGGACGAAACGCGCGUCAUGGAUUCCAUUGUUAGCCACUAUCUAUCAUUGCUUAUAAAAGAACUUGAAUAUACAUUUCGUCCUAUUUUUGAGGCUCGUCAAUUGGAUGUACUUGUAUCAAAGAGUCGAUGUUCACUAUGAGACAAGAACAUAAUACCAUUUGUUUCAAACACUAUCAUUUGAUACAUUUAGCUACUGAUUUCAAGUAGUCAAUAGCUUGUUUAAUAGGGUAAAGUUUUAAUUCAUUUUUGCAUCGAUUGCCUUGAAUCUUACCAUUUAAAUGUUAACCCACUGUAUAAGGAAAUGACUAUCAAGACUUAGUAGCUAAGUGGAUAAUGUAAUAGAGUUUGAAGCGAACAGUUCUCCGGUCGAAUCUCAGAGAGUGAAUAUCAAUUUCGUGAUACAGAUAUAUCCAGAUGACGAGUCACAAAUAGGACGAAACACACGUACUGGAAUCCACUGCUAACCCCUAUCCAUCUUUGUUUUCAUUAACUAUUCAGUAUAUAUAUAUAUACACUAUAUUGACUAAAUUAACUUGUUUAGGUGAACUAUCAUUAUUCUUGUUAACUUCUUCAUAUGUCUUACUGAUUACCGUUUGCUAAAUACAUGUGUUUGUAUACACACCUCAUUGUGAAUUUGUUCGCCGACGUUAUCUACUCAUUUCAAUAGCGAUCCGUUGAACACGUUUUAGUUCAGAUUAUACAACGUAUUCCUUAUCAGUUACACACAAACACAUUGGAUCUAUAUAUUGACACCUCUUGGAAUUAUUUCGUUAACAUGAUCAUAAUUCCGUGUAUAUAUAUAUAUUUAUUCAAUAGUUUAAUUCAUAAGUCAAUUGAAGCUAAACAACCAUGGAAAACCUGAAAUUACUGGACAGCCAUUUCGUUCUAUUGUGGUUCAUGAUCUCAAUCAAAAACUCUAAUAAUCUCUACAACCCUUAACUGAUGCUCACCAUGAGCUCACUAGUGAAUAGCUUCGUGAAGGAAUUCUCCGACUUCUAGUGAGAAACUCUUGACCAGUGGAGUUAAUCCGCGUUGGAUAGAGACAGAUAUCUACCUCAGUACAAUGGAGGAUAGUCAUGCAAUUUCAUGGAUUGGUUGAGAUUAAACUUUAACACCGUUGGAUGACGGCUAACUCAGUGGUCUAAGGGUUCAUGCUCGAGAUCGAAUACUCUGUUUUCGAAUCCAAUGAGCAGGAUCAUGGAUGAACACUGCUGAGGAGUACCGCAACAGGACGAAACAGUCGUCCAGUGAUUCCACAUUUUCAAACCUGGUCUAACAUGAUCUUAAAUCAAUCAAAACAUACUACUAAAUAAAUAUAAAUGAGGAUAUAUGAUUGAUCACUAAAAGAAAAGAAAACACAAUAAAUCAAGUAAACAAACAAGAUAGACAGACAGAGCGAGGGGGAGAAGGACAACACCAACAACAAGAAGAAGAAGAAGAAGAAGAAGGAGAAAGAAUGGGAGGGGAGAAGAGGAACAUUGUUCACUUUUUCCACAUAAACUAUGUCAUUUACACAAAAAAAACUACUCAACUACUAUUUUACAAUUCAAUAGUCAAUCAAUUGGUUAGAUUCAUAAUAUUCUUUUCUUUUCUUUAAGAAUAUCUAAGUAUAUAUGAUAUAACCUCGGAUGUGAAUAAUAAAUGGUAACUAUCGGGACCUUAUUAUAGUCUUAUUCUGUUCAGAGAUUGUUAUGGUAUCAUUGUUAAGUAGAUUUUGAACGAUAUAGCCACAAGUAUAUAGCCACUAUCAGGGAUAUCCGUUGGCUAAUUACUAUCCGUAACAAUUUAUUGUGGAAGAGAAUAAACCAACUUGUAAAUGAGGAGGAGAUUAGAAAAAAGGACAUUGGGAGUGGAUAGAACAUAUAUAUAUAUGUAUAUAUAUAUAUAUAUAUAUAUAUAUAUAUAUAUAUAUAUGUAUAUAAUGGAAAUCAAACUAUAUCACGAGGCAAGCGCGCUAAUAUGGAAUGUUGAAGGGAAACAGAAAAAAAGAAGGCCAAGGAACAUAACACGUCGAGAAAUGGAAGUAGAUAUGAAAAGGAUGAAUAGCAACUGGAAAGGAUUACCCAGGAUAGAGUUGAAUGGAGAAUGUUAAUGGGUGGUCUAUCCACCUCCAAGAGGUGUAACAAGCCUAAGUAAGUAUGUAAGUGAGGGAUGCCCUACUUAACACCUUCUCAUGGCAGGGGUAUUGUUUAUGAAAUAACGACAUGUUAUAGAAAUAUAUUCAAUCAUUGUUCAUUCGUAAAACUGCACGUCUUUUUACAUUUUGCUAAGAUUCUACGUGUUUCCAUUGUGUCCCAGAUAAAUUGGAUUCAUUAUCAAAUCAGUAUUUUGAAAUUUAUCAAGGAUAUAUUCACAGAUACCAUAAUGAAAGAGGAAACUACCAUGAAUAUAACUCAAGAUGAUCAAAUCAAUAAAGUAACCAAUAUGAGUAGUAGUUGUCUGAAUCGUAUCAGAAGUCGUACAACAAUAUUGAUUAUUGUACUUAUUGCAUUACUUCUAGAUAAUGUAUUAUUAACUACUAUUGUUCCAAUUAUACCUAAAUUAUUAUUAAAUAAAGAACUAAUAGAAACUAAUUGUACUCAUGGGAAUUGUUCCCAUUCAACUAUUCAUACCAUUGAUAAUUAUAAUCCACAUAUUAAAAUUGGUAUACUAUUUACUGUUAAACCACUUGUACAGUUCUUAGUGAAUCCAUUUAUUGGUCCAAUUACUAACAGAAUUGGUUAUAGUAUUCCAAUGUUUACUGGAUUCAUACUCUUGUUUAUAUCAAUAAUUAUUUUUGCUUUUGAAACAAAUUUCUACAUUUUAUUGAUUGCCAGAGCUAUUCAAGGUGUUGGAUCAGCAUGUUCAUCUGUAUCCGGAAUGGGAAUGUUAGCCACUUAUUAUAUUGAUGAAACAGAACGAGGUCGUGCAUUUGCUAUUGCUUUAAGUGGACUUGCUAUAGGGUUAUUAAUUGGUGCCCCCUAUGGAGGAAUUACAUAUCAAUUUAUAAGUAAACAAGCACCAUUUCUCAUUCUGGCUAGUAUAACUGUUGUUGAUGGAAUUCUACAACUGUUAGUCUUGAAACCAAAGAUUCAACGUGAAAGUCAAGAAGGUUCAAAAUUAACUGAAUUGUUAAAAGAUCCAUAUAUUUUAGUAGCAGCUGGUUCAAUUACAUUUGGUAAUCUUGGUAUGUCUGUAUUAGAACCAACUUUACCAUUAUGGAUGAAAACUAGAAUGAAUUCUACAGAAUGGCAACAAGGUAUUGCAUUUCUACCAGCUAGUUUAUCAUAUCUAGUUGGUACAAAUAUAUUUGGACCAAUUGCACAUAGAAUUGGUAGUGGAUAUAGUGCAGGUUUAGGUUUAUUAAUUACUACUGGAUGUUUAAUAGCA